AUGGACGACGUACUGGACAAGCUUCGAGUCCUACGAUACAUACUCCCAGCAGCAGACACUGAAGAACAAUUCGUAUAUUUCGGAUCUCUAGCUGCAUUCCUAAUCAAGAAAUGCGGCAAGAGUUUCGAAGCUCCUGAUCGAGAUGAUGAUCCUAAUGCUGUUUCGGCAGACAUUUUAUCGAAAUGCCGAGAACUGGACUUUGAUCUCGACAUUCCACCAGCACGCUUAAAACAAGGAUAUGGAGAUGGUGUUACUGCUGUCUUGCAAGCGUUGGUGGAUCGGGCGCUUGCUAAAGCCAGGUUCACGUUUCAGAAGCCUGUGUACAAGAAUGAAGAUUAUGCAGAAGAAGCUGAAGUCGACGCAGGUGCAGAAGUCACAGUCGAAGCUGCAGAGGAAGCAGCUACUCGUGAUGACGACGAUGAUAAGGCUGUCAUGAUUGAUAGUAUGUCGCCGACACGAGAGGAAGCGGACAAAUCAUCUCUCGUGGUAUCAACCGUAGACUCUGCGGAAUGGAGACUGGAAGUAGAACGAGUCACGCCCAUGCUGAAGGUUCAGAUUGCUAAUGAUAAUAAGGAUUGGCGUGUUCACUUGGAGCAUAUGGAGCAAUAUAAGCUGAGUAUAGGAACAGGCAUGACGGAAGCAUCUUCGCAACUAGGAAAGAUUCAAACAGAAGUUGACAAGACUCUGGAAAAGAUUUCGAGUCGUGAGAAGUAUAUUAAUGGACAAUUUGAACCGCAGGCGUCUGAAUGUCGAGCUCUACGUGAGCGACUAUCAGAACUAAAGCACCAAUACCAAGGAUCUAGUGGCGCAGUAACUCAAUUGACGAGUGAGUUGUUGCGAGUGUCGGAAGAGUUGGAUUCAGUCAAGUCACGAAUGGAUGAUCUUGGGUCAGGAAUGACGGAUUCCAAACCACUUGCAAGCAUUAACCAGGCAGUGACGCGACUCAAGUCAGAGAUGCAGAAUAUGGACGUAAGAACUGGUUAUCUGGAGCACUCCUUGUGGCAUCGGAACAGUAGUGGUGUUGGUGGACUUGUUAGGUAA
This is a messenger RNA of Synchytrium microbalum, 1041 nucleotides long. RefSeq lists its product as uncharacterized. The record is from RefSeq and is a predicted model, not a curated record. Gene Ontology annotation, biological process: non-motile cilium assembly; intraciliary transport. Gene Ontology annotation, cellular component: cilium; intraciliary transport particle B; Golgi apparatus. NCBI's taxonomy places the organism in Eukaryota, Fungi, Chytridiomycota, Chytridiomycetes, Synchytriales, Synchytriaceae. Bases 1 to 1041 code for a protein of 346 amino acids. The transcript is spliced from 8 exons.